Molecule: messenger RNA, 1485 nt
Organism: Trypanosoma conorhini
Lineage: Eukaryota; Euglenozoa; Kinetoplastea; Trypanosomatida; Trypanosomatidae
Exons: 1
Coding region: 1-1485 (494 amino acids)
Source: RefSeq, a predicted model, not a curated record
AUGCCGCUCAUCCUUCGGCUCUGCUUAUACGCUGUCAGCGCCAACGGCAGCAAGGCGCAGCUUUGGCUGUCCUUUCCCAUUCUUCGCACCACCGCCCCGAAGGAUAUUAUUCUGCUCGCGCGGCGGAGUGUGGAGGAACGCAUGGCCGCAGAGCUGGAGAUGCAUGCGUCGUACGAGACCCAGCUGUCCCUCUGCAUGCGCGACGCGAGCGGCCGGUAUGUGUUUCUGGGCACCGCGUCCAUGGUGGGCGCCGACACGCCUAUCAACAAGAUGCCCUUUUUCGAGGAGCUGCUGCGCGUGCGACAGGAGAGACUGGAAAGCGCAACCAAGGCACCGUGGGAGCGGUUUAUCUUUGCGCAAGGCUCCCUCGUUUCUCUGCCAGACUUGCUGCGGCUCAACCGCAGGGACGCCACGGGGAGUGCAAGGCCGUUCGCCCUCUAUGAGACAGUGGAGGUGACGCCAGAGCUAAGCAGCGAUCCCAUCGUCGACGACAUUGCGCCAUCGGUGGCAAUGAAUGCCACCGACACGGAUGCAUCCCCGCAAACCUACGUGUUUCCCGUGUCGACCGGCUCUGUUUCCUCCUCCGCCGCCUCCGCCGCCUCCGCGGCAGUGGAGGCCACGGCCGCCCUCACUCCGGCAAGGGCGCGGGCAGGCACAGCCACGUCUGUGCUGGUAAAGUACGUGAACUUUGACGGACGAACAUACACGGCGAGGGUGCGACGGACGGAGACUCCCUCGCUGCAGGCGGUGCUGUCGGAGGCGUGUGCGGCUCUCGGUGCACGGGUAGGAUGCGUCUUUCAGCCGUGCAACAUGCGAUUGAUGUGUAGCCGCGAGAAUGGCGACCCGUACCCCGUGGACAACGCGAGUGCGCUCCAAAACUCGCUGGGGGACGAGGACGCGCAGUUUUACCUUGCAGUAGACGCACGUCUUCUGGCGUCCUCCUCGCCACCUCGCUUGGAGGUCGCACAGGAGGGGGGCCCCGUGUUGAUGCUGAAGGAGACGCAAAACGACUCGCUUGAGGCCGUGGCUGCCGCCGCCACGCAUGACGCACCCUGGGCACUGGCCACCGGCGCCGCGACACUGCGGCAACUCGGCGCCCUCCACCCGACGCCGGCCUUUGCGCCACGAGACCGUCUGUCGGUUCUGCGUACGAGGCCGACGCCACUGUUGGGACCGUCGACGAGCGCCACAGUGGCGAAUAUGCGUCAUGAAGAGGACGAGGCCCGGCUACGCCUUGCCACCGCCCACUUCUCCUUGGAUGAGGCCCGGCGAAAGCACAAGGCGGCGGUGCUCGGGUCAAGCCACGACGCCACGUGUGAUACGCUCCGCAAGAAGAAGGCGGUGCUAACGGAGGAGUGGGCCGAAUGCCUCAGCGCAGAGCGCGACUGCCGGCGGUUAGAAACGCUUGUCGCCUGGCUCGAGAAAGACAAAGCGGACGGCCACGCGAGACAGGAGAAACUCAUUCGGGCCCUCUACGCCGCAUAA